This is a messenger RNA of Clupea harengus (Atlantic herring), 767 nucleotides long. Its product is annotated as cation channel sperm-associated protein subunit beta-like. The transcript is spliced from 8 exons. Lineage: Eukaryota; Metazoa; Chordata; Actinopteri; Clupeiformes; Clupeidae. Gene Ontology annotation, cellular component: CatSper complex; cilium. The record is from RefSeq and is a predicted model, not a curated record. The coding region runs from base 62 to 751 and encodes 229 amino acids.
CUCAACUCAACAGUAUCAGAACCAGCUUAGACUGUAUACUUCGGCUGGGUUGCUACCCAAGAUGGAGAUCCACAAUCGCACCAACUCAGCUGCUUUCACAUUCACCUUAAAUAUAAAUACAUCUACAUGGAGGGUUACUGUCCCUAGACACAACAUAACCAUCAACACAGGGAUUGCACCCGUGGACCAGUGGUAUGUUGAGAUUAGCAUGUUCCAAGGCUUUGAAGCGUUACAUGCAAAAGCCCAGCUGCUUGAGACGCUGAAGGGAACCAUGCUAGACGUGACCAGAGAGCCCAUACUUCAGUGGACCAUCGGCAAAGAGAUUUCACCUCAGGCCAUCCUACUACAUGAACAUCGCAUCAUCAAAAUGCGGGUCACCCAGAGUCCAUGUGCCAGUGACGUGGCUGUAAUGGCACCCAUUUUUAAGCCAGGAGGCAACACAGGAAUUAUUCUAAGUGUGACCAAGUCAAGUUUCACAUCCAAUGACCGAUGGUUUAACGUAACCAAUGCCCUAAUGGGCUGUCCGGGCAUAAACCUUGUGGACCUGAAGUUGACCAACUGUCACUUGUUCCUCCUGACCAAUCAGGGGCUCUACAUCAGCCAGGACCUGCUGUCUCCAGUCACAGGGACUCUGAAUUUCACACUACUGGUGCUCCCAAUUCUGGCCGAGAUGGACUACUCUUCAAUGACCCUUUGGUACUCCUCUCAGUGUGUCACCAACCACAUGUACUUUUCUGGUAUCACAUUUUAAUAUACUAUUUAUACAA